CCUUUUACCUUUUCUUCCCAUUCUCGGCGAACUGUAACUUGCUUGAUCAUGCCUACUGCCUCGGCUGUCACCACGCCACUGUUUGGCACCGUCGCUGGGAUUGUAGCUGUAUACCUUGGAUUCGUAUCUUUACUCACCAUUCCAGUCAUCCAAGACCAUGUGAUAUACCUGCACAAAGUUACUUUGACAUGGUCGCAAGAUGUCAACAUCCCAGAACAAUGGGGCUUCCUCCGAAACCAAGUCACUCCAUUUCACCUCAAGACACCCGAUGGGGAGACCUUAAAAGCAUGGCACAUUCUCCCGCUUCAAACAUACCACGAAAACAUCGAAGAGCUCAAAAGAGAACCGAUAGGUUUAUGCGAAAGCAUCAAAAAAAGCACCUCAAUAAAACUUCUCAAGGAAGAUCCAACAGCUCAGUUGGUUAUCUACUUCCAUGGCGCAGCGGGCACCUUAGGGUCUGGAUGGCGACCGCAAAGUUAUGGAGCCAUGUCCGCCGCAGCACCAAAUACGCACGUACUUGCAAUCGACUACAGAAGCUUUGGGUCAAGUACUGGGUGGCCUUCUGAAGCCGGGUUACUCACAGAUGCACUCACUCUCGCCAAGUUUGCUUUGGAUGACGUCGGGAUACCACCUGAUCGCAUAGUCGUCUUUGCUCAAUCCUUAGGCACUGCUGUUGCAACAACACUCGUGCAUACACUAGCACUACGACCAUAA
Messenger RNA from Periconia digitata, 714 nucleotides. The record is from the annotation of a GenBank genome assembly. Lineage: Eukaryota; Fungi; Ascomycota; Dothideomycetes; Pleosporales; Periconiaceae.